CUGCCCCGCCCCUCCCACUUCUGCUAAGAGAAAGGGACUUGAAACCCAACAACAUAUUUUAUGACGAACUAGCAUUUCUGUAUAAAAGCGUCUCUUUUUAUUGCUUUUUCAUCAGUAUGUAACCCGGUACUAUUUAUUCGGUGGUAGUCUUCUGUCCAACGUUCUCUACGCCCCUCCCUCCUGCAGCUCUACCUUGUUGAAAGCCAGGCCAGAGAAGAAAAUGGAUGUGUGACCAUCGCUAACAGAGAGAGGAGAAAGUGAGAAAGAGGCUUCCUGUCACUUGUUGGCAACCAAUGAACUGGAGCCUUGGCACGGAAAGUCAGCAAGCAUACAGGUUUGUUACAUGAUGUCGGAUCCACACGGGAAGGGAGCUCCAGGUACAGAGGAAAACAAGCCAGAGGUCACAGCAGCACACAUGUCCAGUAAUAUUCAACAGGUACAAGGUGGGGCAUCUUUGUCUUCGCCUGUGGCCUCCAUACAGCCUCCCGCAACCACAGCAACAGAGGAUGAGGAUGAGAGUGAAGAUGAGUCAGAAAUCCUGGAAGAGAGUCCAUGUGGCCGCUGGCAGAAACGCAGAGAGGAGGUGAAUCAGCGUAAUGUCCCAGGCAUAGAUGCUGCAUACUUGGCCAUGGACGCAGAGGAAGGUGUAGAGGUAGUUUGGAAUGAAGUCAUGAUCUCAGAGCGGAAGAACUUCAAACAGCUGGAGGAGAAAGUGAAGGCAGUAUUUGAUAACCUGAUCCAUUUAGAACAUGCAAAUAUUGUCAAGUUUCACAAGUACUGGGCCGACACGAAGGAGAACCGGGCCAGGGUGAUUUUCAUUACUGAAUAUAUGUCAUCAGGAAGCUUGAAGCAGUUUCUAAAGAAGACAAAGAAGAAUCACAAAACCAUGAAUGAAAAGGCUUGGAAGAGAUGGUGUACACAGAUCCUGUCUGCUCUCAGUUAUCUCCACUCAUGUGACCCCCCCAUUAUCCAUGGCAACCUGACCUGUGACACCAUCUUCAUCCAGCACAACGGGCUCAUCAAGAUCGGAUCAGUUGCCCCAGACACCAUCAACAACCACGUGAAGACGUGCCAUGAGGAACAGAAGAACUUGCACUUCUAUGCCCCAGAAUAUGGAGCUGUUGAUGAUGUCACCACAGCUGUAGACAUCUACUCGUUUGGCAUGUGUGCCUUAGAGAUGGCGCUUUUGGAAAUCCAGGGGAAUGGAGAGUCCUCUUAUGUUUCUCAGGAAGCCAUCAACUGUGCCAUACAGUUACUGGAGGACCCACUGCAGAGGGAGUUAAUCCAAAAGUGCCUCGAGUGUGAUCCCAGCACAAGGCCUACAGCCAGAGAGCUGCUGUUUGACCAGGCUCUGUUUGAAGUACCGCUGCUAAAACUGCUGGCUGCACAUUGUAUUGUCAGCCACCAACACAUGAUUCCUGAGAAUGCGCUGGAGGAAAUUACCAAGAACCUCGACCCCAAACUGGUCAUCGCUGAGAUGAAAGAGGACUUUCAGCUCAAAGUUUCACAGUUUCCUGCCAUGGAGCUCACUAAAUUCCUGGAGGAUGUGAGGAACGGUAUUUGUCCAAUGACGGCGUUCCGGCUGCCCUGUCCUCAGCAGUCUCAACAAGAGACUGUUAAAUCUCCUGAUGUCACCCCCUUGGUCAAAUCCCCCACCCCCGAACCUGCAGAGCUUGAGACACGGAGGGUUAUUCAAAUGCAGUGUAAUGUUGAAUCUGUCGAGGAGGGAGCAAAGUAUCAUCUAACAUUACUGCUGAAACUGGAGGAUAAACUGAAUAGACAUCUAAGCUGUGACAUGUUACCUCAUGAGAACGUUCAAGAGUUGGCUGGAGAGUUGGUGGAGCUGGGCUUAAUCAGUGAGGUGGACCAAAACAAAAUAGCCUCUCUACUAGAAGAAACAUUCAGCCAAGCUCUACAAUAGCGACACUCUCUCAACCCUGUUACAUUUGUUUUUGGUAACUCAAUGCAGUGACUGUAUUUAGUAGUUAAAAAAAAAAAAAAAUCUUUUUUUCUACUAAUCCUUAGGUGGUAAUGUGACCAAAAGUGUGCAGUUCUCCUUUGUUCUUUUGAAUGAGUUGGCUACUAAGUUGGCUGUUAGAUUUAAUUAAUAAAUAAACCUCAUUAAUGCUGCAACGGACACUUGAUCACAGCAGUACUGACAAGAUUUCUUGCAGCUUUACAUUUAAACCCAAUUUUUCUCAAGCAUACGGUUGUAUUUCAGUGUGAGGCGUUUACAUUAUGAAUUGCCUGGCAAGUUUGUGUCAGGAUGAAACAGUCCAAAACAUAAUCAGACCUUCACUGGAGUCACACCACAUAUACUGACUCACCUUUCACUUCUGUUGUAUUAUACAAUGUACCACCUGUUGACCACCAGCUGCUACAUUUCUACCCAAAGAAAAUCUUACAAAAUAAGCCAGCCAAACCAUUAGUUCUAGAUCCUCAUUUUUCAAAAGCUUGCCCCUUUGAUUUGGUUCCUUUUUGUUUAGUCUCAUAUGACAGAACAUUCCCAGCUCUUUAACUUAUGUGAUGUAUUUGACCAACCUGUCUCCUAUCAGAUUGAAUAAAUGUAAUAAUUUGAAAACUGGAUGGAACAGAUGCACCUUUCUCGGUUUACUUAAAUAGAUAAAUACCUAUGAGUAAUAUUUUUAAAAAGCCUUUUGAUACAUAACAGAAUGAAUGUCCACUAAUGCAUAUCACAUUUUGGGCGGGCAUCAUGCCAAUUCUCUGGAAAAUGGAUACCUGGUUACUUUGAGGUACUGUGAACUUGUAAAUUUCCGUUUGUGUGUUUGUUUUUAUAUUUUGCCCUAUUCUUAUUCAGGGCCUACGCACAUGCCUUAAUGUCCUCUUUUCUCUUUUCUCUCUUUUGUUUUUGGUUAUUAUUUUAUUCAUUGUUUGACCAUUUGCUGCUGUUGGCUUCACACAUGCUACUCUGCAUUUUAAAAUUAAUUUAUGUGAGACUGUGUACUGAACUCCCCUGCCAUAUGCUGUAGAAAGAGGACCUAGUCUUUUCCUGAUAUAUCUGUGAGACCGCCAUGUUUUAUUUAUGUUACAGAUCGUGUAUAUCAGUUGUUUUUCUUUACUUACUACCCUUUGUUGACUGUGAUUUCACAGAGACCACAUUGUUCAGAGUCUGAGCCAAUACACCGCUAUUCUUGUUUCUUUUGUUUUCAUUUGAUAAAAGUGGGACAUUACAUUGUAACAUUUUGGCUCAGAACUGCAUGUGGACUCCUGGUACUUUUGUCUGAUAGCUCGUACAAUUCAGGACCUUAAAGAGGCAGUAAGAAUGAAAAGAAAAUAUUACAUUCGCAGCAAAACAACAGUGGAGUCCAGCUGUAACUCCAUAAAUUACUUUUUUCCCUGGCAUUUUAUUGUGAUUAUAGAUCAUAUACAGAUUAAGUGUCUCAUGAUCACAGUAGCAGUUUAAUUUAACUACUUUCAGUCAACUUUCCUCUGAUGCUGGUUGGUGAGUUAUAAUGUUAAAUUGCUCACCUCAUCUUUGAGAUCAUAUUGAUCCAAUGAUCUCCACUCAUAUUUCUGAAGUAUGUUUUAAAUGUGUUCAGGCUAUUAUUGUGCUCCAAUCUGCAUUUUUGCUAUACCAAAUGUGUGUAGAUUUUGUUAAUGUAUUUACUUUCCCCCCUUUGUCUAUUUGUGAACUGUUAUGAUUGUAUAUUCCAAAGAUGUGUUUUUAAAGCCAGGAGAAUGUAAGUGUACCACUUCUGUAGAGAAGUGGUAAAAACCAACCAAUGUGAUUGCCAGAGCAGCUCCCCCCCCCCCCCUUUAUCUACAUUAUUGGUGGUGUUGAAAGUGGUUAUUAAAUAAUCAUAUAGGAUGGGCUCACUCAAGGGCGUGUGGUUAUAUUUGGAUAUUCUUAUAGUUUGUAUAUGACAUGAAAGUCAGUAAAUAUGUGUCUUUUCUGUGACAUGUAUCCUGACAACAUCUGCAAAGUGUAACCUUUCAAAUAAAUGUGUGAAAUGCU
Molecule: messenger RNA, 3976 nt
Organism: Micropterus salmoides (largemouth bass)
Lineage: Eukaryota; Metazoa; Chordata; Actinopteri; Centrarchiformes; Centrarchidae
Product: nuclear receptor-binding protein-like
Exons: 18
Coding region: 344-1921 (525 amino acids)
Biological process (GO): protein phosphorylation; intracellular signal transduction; endoplasmic reticulum to Golgi vesicle-mediated transport
Cellular component (GO): endomembrane system; cytoplasm
Molecular function (GO): protein kinase activity; ATP binding
Source: RefSeq, a predicted model, not a curated record